Molecule: messenger RNA, 1983 nt
Organism: Coniophora puteana RWD-64-598 SS2
Lineage: Eukaryota; Fungi; Basidiomycota; Agaricomycetes; Boletales; Coniophoraceae
Exons: 5
Coding region: 1-1983 (660 amino acids)
Molecular function (GO): nucleic acid binding
Source: RefSeq, a predicted model, not a curated record
AUGUCGAUUGACUCAGACCAAGAUGAAGAGUCACUCACCCAUGUCGGAUCUGCUGCUCCAUCUUCACCCUCUGAUGAGCAGGAGGUUGAGGUCGCAGACGGAAUUGCUGAGUUUGUCGAAGGAGUGCUGGAUGAAGGGGAGCCAAAGACUUGGGAGGAACUGCAAGCGUUAGCAGAGGAGGGAUUGAAGAAUGCACGGAAAAGGAAGUCUUACCGAGAUGAGGUGGUCUUUGCCUCGUUAGUUCAACUCUAUCGCUUUGCUCCCAGGCAAGGGAGGCUCCGAGGAUCUCUUCGAGUGGCUCGGAAUCUUGGGCGAGGACCAGCAUUUGCACGCGUCUUGAAUGCACAUGCUCGACAUUUUGAGGCAAUGGGGAGCUUGAAGCCAGGUCAACAAGGGAAGCGGCCAUCUGGCUCCAGUGGCUCUGGGGAAUCUGCAUUGGAUGACGAAGCCUUCAGUCUCGGUGUCAAGAGCUUUUUGCGGACACUCGCACCUGGAACAGUGACCCCCACGCUUCUGCAGCAUCAUGUGAAUGAACAUUUGUUUCCCUCACUCAAGCUCCGUAAAACUUCGAUCUCUAAGCGUCAAGCUAGACGUUGGCUUUACCGUUUGGGCUAUCGACUAAAGUCCCACCAGAAAGGAGUUUAUUGGGAUGGUCACGAGCGCAAGGAUGUCCGAAAACAUCGCCAGGAGUUUUGUGAUUUAUUGAAAUCCCUUGAACCUUACAUGGCAAUGUAUGAAGGUCCGGAGAUGAAAGAAGUCCCACCUAAUCUUGCGGAAGGGGAGGUGGAGCACGUGUUUAUUUACCAAGAUGAAAGCACGUUCCACGAUAAUGACUUUCAGGGACAAGGCUAUUAUCUCAAACACGGAGAGCAAGUCCUCAAAAAGAAGACACGUGGUCGGCUCAUGCACCGAUCAGGAUACAUCUGCGCACGUUAUGGUAAUUUAGCACUCCCUCCAGAAAUGGUGGAAGCAAAUGCACGGCUUCCAGAAGGUGAACGUCUCACAAAGACGGACUCUGGUGUCACGAUUUUUCCCUCUAAUAAAGACGGUGGUGACACUUACUGGAAUACUCAGCAAAUGAUUACGCAGCUUCGGCAUGCAAUCUUAAUUGCACGUCGGCUUUUUCCAAAUGCGGUAAUCCACUGGGUGUUUGACAACUCUUCAUGUCACGACAGCCGAGCCCCUGGUGCUCUCAAUGCACGCGAGAUGAAUGUUGGGCCAGGAGGCCGUGUCCGACACAUGCACGACACAAUCAUCCCUUUAGGCAACCCUCAUGGACAUGGGGGGGAGCUUCAAUCAAUGCAGUUCCCUGCGCACAUUCCCGAUAAUCAUCCUUAUAAAAAGUUUGAAGGUAAACCUAAAGGAAUGCGUAUUAUUCUCGAAGAAUGUGGAUAUAUUAAACCUGGCACUAAGCUAGUUGGCGAUUGCAAGCUAUGCAAGGCCAAAAGGGCCAGAAAGCCAAAGCUUGCCUUAUCUCCGGAGGAGAUGGACCUUGCUGAUUGCGAGGACCUUGUCAACGACUCAGAGGAUGAGUCCCGUCCUUCCGAUUGCUGCCUUCUUCGCAUUCUCGAGCUCCAAGAAGACUUCCAGAAUGAGCUGUGUCUCCUUCAGAAGGUUGUUGAGGAGGCCGGCAAUCAGUGCCAUUUCCUGCCGAAAUUCCAUCCGGAGCUAAACCCCAUUGAAUAUUACUGGGGCUGGUGCAAGAAUUACUUUCGGGAGCGCUCCAAUGGCAACUUUGAACGCGGCAAGCGGCUUCUUCAGGAAGCAGUUGACAUGUGUCCCCUCAUAACCAUCCGCCGCUUCUUUCGCCGAGCCUCGCGAUACCUCAGCAUCUAUCACCUUGGGGCAACAGGGGUAGUUGCAGAAUUUGCUGCCAAAAGGUAUCGAGGCCAUAGAGGUGUUAUGCAGAAGGAUAUUGACCAAGCCCAAGCGGAGUGGGAGGUAAAACAGACCAAGCUGACGGUUGGACAAAGUCUUCAUUAG